Cryptomeria japonica (Japanese cedar) is the source of this 618-nucleotide messenger RNA. Its product is annotated as S-norcoclaurine synthase 1-like. The record is from RefSeq and is a predicted model, not a curated record. The transcript is spliced from 5 exons. Lineage: Eukaryota; Viridiplantae; Streptophyta; Pinopsida; Cupressales; Cupressaceae. Bases 1 to 618 code for a protein of 205 amino acids.
AUGGAGAGUACUGAGAAUAAAACUGAACAGCUUCGCUGGGACUUGCCUGCAGAGUUUCAAUCUGCAUCAGAUUUUCAACUCCUUAAAUCUCAGUAUGGGAAGCAUUUGAUAGGAUUGAUUCUUUCCCCUGCUCUGUUCUGUUUUCUCUUGUUUGUUGCAGAAUCUCUAUCCUUUGGCAAUACGAAUGAAUUACUACCCAGCCUGCCCAAGACCAGAUCUUGUUUUAGGCAUAAGCCCUCAUGCAGAUGGAAGUGCUCUACUGCUCUGACACCGUUGCUGCAGGAUGAUGAAACAGUGGGGUUGCAGAUCCGUAAGGAUGGCAAAUGGGUUCCCUGGUUAUCAAUAUUGGGGACGUACAUGAGGUAUGUAAUUGUACUGAGCAAUGGAAUAUAUAAGAGCAUUGAGCACAAAGCGGUCACAAACAUCGACAGAGAUCAAGUCUCCAUUGCUAUGUUUUAUACUCCAAGUAAGGAAGCAGAAUUGUGUCCUUCUCCAGAGCUCAUAGAUGAGUUGAAUCCUUGCCAAUACAGAACAUUCAUGAAUGAAGAUUAUAUGCGGCAUUUCUUUCGAAGCAAACUUGAGGGGAAGGCGUGUCUUGAAUUUGUUAGAAUCAAGUGA